This is a messenger RNA of Hyla sarda, 1003 nucleotides long. RefSeq names its product FSHD region gene 1 (gene FRG1). The coding region runs from base 144 to 914 and encodes 256 amino acids. The transcript is spliced from 10 exons. NCBI's taxonomy places the organism in Eukaryota, Metazoa, Chordata, Amphibia, Anura, Hylidae. Gene Ontology annotation, molecular function: actin filament binding. Gene Ontology annotation, cellular component: nucleolus; catalytic step 2 spliceosome; striated muscle dense body. The record is from RefSeq and is a predicted model, not a curated record.
UUUUGUUCCAGGGUUAUAUCAUAGUUGUCCUUUCAAUGAACAUUUCUCCCAGGGAAACUUCCUCUGUGAGUGUUGUGAUGAAGCAAAAGCAUUUCCGGAAACAAGAGUGUUGAGAUAUCGUUCCUGGGAUCAACAUUGUCACCAUGGCAGAAUAUUCUCAUGUGAAAUCCACAAAGCUGGUGCUAAAAGGGAUGAAGAAUAAAAGCAAGAAAAAGCAUAAAAGUGGAAAGAGGAAGAGAGAUGACGCUUCAGAGGAUGCCCUGGAUAUUGUUGGAAAUUGGUGGGUAGUCAAAGGCUUUGGUGACCUUUCAGGAACAGUGGCUAUUGAAAUGGACAAAGGCGCUUAUAUCCAUGCCCUGGACACUGGUCUGUUUACUAUCGGAGCCCCACACAAGGAUGAUGAAGGUCCCGUUCCACCAGAGCAGUUCACAGCUAUUAAGCUAUCAGACUCAAGGAUUGCUUUGAAGUCUGGAUAUGGGAAGUACCUAGGAAUAAACUCAGAUGGCCUAGUCAUUGGUCGUGCAGAUGCAAUCGGUGCUAGGGAGCAGUGGGAGCCUGUGUUUCAAGACGGGAAAAUGGCCUUAAUGGCUUCGAACAGCUGUUUUGUCGGCUGCAAUGACGAAGGAGACUUGGUAGCACAGAGUAAGACGGCAGGUGAAGACGAGAUGAUAAAGAUUAGAUGUUGUACAGAAAGGGAAUCAAAAAGAAAAGAUGACUUGCCAGAUGAAGAUAGAGGAAAUGUUAAACAUUGUGAACUUAACUAUGUCAAAAAAUUUCAAAGUUUUCAGGACCGCAAAAUUAAAGUAAGCAAGGAAGACCACAAGGAGCUCAAAAAGGCCAGAAAGGAUGGUAUUUUCCACGAAGCACUUCUGGACAGGAGAUCAAAAUUGAAAGCAGAUAGAUACUGCAAGUAAAGACAACUGAUCAACAUCUCAAUACCAAGGAGGAAGAAAAUCUGUUUUCCUUUUUUUUUUUUUUUUUUUUUUUUUUUUUUUUUUAUGUU